Amyelois transitella is the source of this 1058-nucleotide messenger RNA. It is a transcript of the gene DnaJ-15, whose product is annotated as dnaJ homolog subfamily C member 17. The coding region runs from base 114 to 992 and encodes 292 amino acids. Gene Ontology annotation, molecular function: RNA binding. The record is from RefSeq and is a predicted model, not a curated record. Gene Ontology annotation, biological process: spliceosomal complex disassembly. The transcript has 3 exons. Gene Ontology annotation, cellular component: spliceosomal complex. NCBI's taxonomy places the organism in Eukaryota, Metazoa, Arthropoda, Insecta, Lepidoptera, Pyralidae.
AUAAAUUCAAUGUGAAUUUGUGAAUUCCAGUGAAUUCAAAGAAUUACAUAUAACUAAGUCUUUCUUUUGUUAUUAUAAAAUAAUAUUUACACCAACUUACGUUAUUACUACAAAUGGCUAGUAAGAAAAACAUUGAAGAUGUGGAUCUCUACGCAAUACUUGAUCUUCAAAUCAGCGCUACUGAAUCAGAGAUUAAAAAAGCAUACCGCAAAAAAGCUUUACAAUGCCAUCCAGACAAGAAUCCAGAUGAUCCAAAAGCAGCAGAGACUUUCCAUGAAUUAUCUCGAGCCUUAGAAAUAUUAACGGAUAAAUCAGCUCGAGAAGCAUACGAUAAAGUACUAAAAGCCAAAGCUGCUGCAAAGAUAAGGCAUCAACAAUUAGAUAGCAAAAGGCAGAAACUGAAAGAGGAUUUGGAGAGACGUGAAAGAGAGGCAUCGUCAGGUAGUGGAGCUAUCAAUUUAACAGAUGAACAGAAAUUGGCUGCAGAAAUUGAAAGGUUGCAGCGAGAGGGAAGCCGACUUUUGCUAGAGGAACAACAGAGAAUGAAAAAUGAAAUACAAAGAACUAUGGGCCGGUUGAGUGAACCAGUGUGGGAUUCCAGUUUAAAUAGAAUUAAGAUUAAAUGGAAAGCUGACAAGAAUGAUCCACAAAAUGGGGGGUAUGAUGAAGCAGUACUGAGAAGAUGUUUGAAGAAAUAUGGCAAUAUUGUGGCACUUAUUAUUUCACCAAAAAAGAAGGGCAGUGCCCUAGUAGAAUUUGCUUCUAAGGAAGCAUCUGAUAUGGCUGUAGAGCUUGAAAAAGGUCUGGCGGAGAAUCCUUUGACAUUAAAGUGGGUUAAUGAUAGGCCAGUUCUUACAACUAAGAAGGAUGUAAGCAGUUCUUCACUAGUAUCGGAUAGAGACUAUGAGUCGCUGGUUUUAACAAAAAUGAGACAAGCUGCUGAACGACAAAAAUUAAUAGAAGAAAUGAUGAAAGAAGAUCAACAAAGUUGACACAUAAAUAUUUAUUUUCUACAAAUAAGCUAGACCUUAUGUGUUAUAAUAAACUGUCAUACAUAA